GGCUCCAAGAAAGGUAUUCCAGUCUAUACAGCCAAUCGACUCCAACGAUGGGCGACUAUGCUACAAGGAUAUGACUUUCAGAUCAAGUACAAAUCUACAAAAGAUUUCGGGAAUGUAGAUGUCCUCUCGCCUUUACUCAGCUAUAACAAGCCCACAAAGGAGGAUGCUGUGAUCGCCGGCGUUUCUGUUGAUGAAGACGUGUGCCACGUAUUGAUGAUGGCAAUAAACACUUUACCUGUCUCAGCCGACAUGGUACAACGAGAGACGCAGCGUGACCUGACAUUACAGUCAGUUCAACAGUAUCUGCGUUGUGGCUGGCCCUCGCGUAUUGAUUGUCCAGAUUUAAAACAGUUCUAUCAACGACGACAUUCGUUAUCCCUGGUUAAUGACUGCAUUAUGUUUGGCGAACGUGUGGUCGUGCCUCGAAGUCUCCAACAAAAAGUCAUAAGUCAACUACAUUUUACGCAUCCUGGUAUUGGCCGUAUGAAAUCGUUGGCACGCUGUUACGUCUACUGGCCAAAUAUCGAUCGUGAAUUAGAAGUGAUGGUUCGCUCAUGUUCUCGCUGUGCUCGGGCUUUGAAAAUGCCUAUCAAGACAGCCCUACAGCCGUGGCCCAACCCAGGAAAACCGUGGUCAAGAAUCCACAUAGAUUUUGCCGGCCCAAUCAAUGGCAAACAGUUUCUGGUGGUAAUCGACGCGUAUUCCAAGUGGCCGGAGGUUUUCAUUAUGCAAAAUACCACAGUGACGAUAACAUUAAAUAAGUUGGUUCAGCUUUUCAGCAGAUUUGGUGUUCCAGAGAUCAUCGUAGACUGGAAAUCAACCAAUCCGGUUGAGAGUUGGAAUUGUGCAAGCGUCCAAUCAGAAAGCAGGACAAUUGCAUGUCAACGACUUGUUAAUAACGCGAUAAUAAUUUGACUGAGACAUGAUAGUGACCCGAUAAUUGCAUGUGUUUUGCCUCUUCCUAACAAAUCAGAUCCCUGCCAACCAACAUAUGAAUAUCAAUCUGAUGCUCACUAGUGACUGGCCGUAUUCAGGUAGGUAGUUACCUGAUUUCUAGUGGGAAGUCAUGACCAGUGGGGCACAGUAGGUUGGGUGUGAGAAUAAAUACUCGCUAGUAGUCGUGCCAUUUCCUGAAUUGAUAAAAGUUGGGAUUUAUGGGUUAGCUAUUGGAUCGGGUCCCAGUGGCUUAAUAGACUACGACCUCGGCUUGUAAUCAGGUCCUGGGUUCGAAUCCCGGAGGUGGAUGCGUACUGAUGAAGAGACCAAAACUGGGCUGACCAAACAGCUGUCCAGUACUCC
Molecule: messenger RNA, 1299 nt
Organism: Trichobilharzia regenti
Lineage: Eukaryota; Metazoa; Platyhelminthes; Trematoda; Strigeidida; Schistosomatidae
Source: the annotation of a GenBank genome assembly